AUGGAUGCAUACCGGUUUCGCGUCCCCAAGCCCAACUAUCUCCCUCACAAGCAAGAUGUCGACAUUGACAUUGUCGAAGAGUAUGGCUCGCCGCUUGGGCUUGCUAGCGACAUGGAAAAUGCCAAAUUCUACAGCAAAUGCAAGCGCAUAGCGGAGGAAUCCGGCAUCACCCGACCAAAAGGCUACAACGUCUCAUUUCACUGCAACCCGGACAUGGAGAAGCACCACUUUGGCAUGACGCACCCUAUGAAGCCCUGGCGCCUCACCCUUUCCAAGUCCCUCAUCUACUCGUAUGGCAUGUCAUUCGCUAUGGACAACUAUGUGUCGCGUGCAGCCACGUACGAGGAGCUGGCUACGUUUCACUCAACCGACUACCUGGACUUCCUCGGCACCGUUCUCCCGGAGCCUGUUCCGCGCGAUCUCGAGAACCAAAAUCCAGAUCUCAAAUUUAAUCUUGGAGGCUCUGACUGUCCACUAUUUGACGGACUCUACGACUACUGCUCCAUGUCGGCGGGUGGCGCGCUCGACGGCGCACGCAAGCUCUGCUCCAAGCAGUCGGACAUUGCUAUUGCCUGGGGCGGUGGCCUGCACCACGCGAAAAAGGCCGAGGCGUCCGGCUUUUGCUAUAUCAACGACAUUGUCGUUGCCAUCCUCCAGCUCUUGCGAUACUACCCCCGCGUUCUCUACAUUGACAUUGAUGUGCACCACGGCGAUGGUGUGGAGGAGGCCUUCUUCUCGACCGACCGCGUUAUGACUGUCUCCUUCCACAAGUACGACCCCAACAAUUUCUUUCCCGGCACAGGUGCGCUCGACGACAAUGGGCCUAAGAGCGAGCAUAAUCCCGGCGCGCACCACGCCGUCAACGUGCCCCUUAAUGACGGCAUCACUGACGAGCAGUACGAGUGGCUCUUCAACACCAUCAUCGGCCGCAUUGUCGAAAAGUUCCGCCCCGGUGCCAUUGCACUACAGUGCGGCGCCGACUCCCUGGCUGGCGACCGUCUUGGCCGCUUUAACCUGCAGGUCCAAGGCCACGGCGCCUGCGUCAAGUUCUGCAAAAAAUACAACCUCCCCCUCAUCCUCUUUGGCGGCGGCGGCUACACGCCGCGCAAUGUCGCUCGCGCAUGGGCCUACGAGACGUCUAUUGCCAUCGGCUGUGACGACAAGAUCAAUCCGAUCCUGCCACAGCAUGUGCCUUGGCGCGAACAAUUUCGCCAGGACACGCUCUUUCCCACGCUGGAGCAGAUCCUCGGCGAGCCUCGCACCAACCGCAACUCGCAGAAGCGCCUGCAAGAUAUCCUCCAGCACGUCACCGAGCAGCUGCGCUUCGUCCAGGCCGCGCCCAGCGUCCAGAUGCAGGCCAUCCCACCCGACCUUGGCGGCAUCCGCGAGGACGUCGAGCAGCGUCUCAAGGAGGAGAAUGAGGAGCGGAGCAAUGAGCUGCGGUUAGCAAGAGAGUCGGGCACUGCUGUACCGAUGGAGCUUUAG
This is a messenger RNA of Cordyceps fumosorosea ARSEF 2679, 1485 nucleotides long. Its product is annotated as histone deacetylase phd1. The coding region runs from base 1 to 1485 and encodes 494 amino acids. NCBI's taxonomy places the organism in Eukaryota, Fungi, Ascomycota, Sordariomycetes, Hypocreales, Cordycipitaceae. The transcript has a single exon. The record is from RefSeq and is a predicted model, not a curated record. Gene Ontology annotation, molecular function: histone deacetylase activity.